AUGUACGAACAACAGUCAGCCCCGGCCUCUGCGCCCAACUCUUCUUCAGCCGCCACCGCCACCACCACCAGCUCUGCAGCCCUCACCCAGCAGCAACAACAGCAGUUAGUCUUUGCGCAGGAGUUCUGGGAGGAGCAAAUCCUGGCAGCGGAACAGUUCGAUUCAGACUUCAAGAACCAUCCCUUGCCGUUGGCCCGUAUCAAGAAGGUGAUGAAGUCCGAUCCCGAGGUCAAGAUGAUCUCGGCAGAGGCACCGAUCCUGUUCUCCAAGGCCUGUGAGACGUUCAUCUGUGAGAUCACCCGCCGGGCCUGGUUACAUGCCGAGGAGAACAAGAGACGGACACUUCAGAGGAGCGACGUCGCCAAUGCCGUCUCUCGUUCGGACCAGUUUGACUUUUUGAUCGAUAUUGUCCCCCGGGAGGAACCUCCCAAGGUCACCAAACGCUCUUCUACCCGCGAGGAUCCUGCUCCCAGUGCGGAAGCUUACGAUGAGCAACAGCAACAAGGAUACGAGGAGUACUACCCACAGGGAGCAGGAGGAUUAGCUGCAUACGCGCACGCAAUCGAGGCGCCUUCGUUCUACCAGUCGGUGUCCCCGGAACAGUUUCAGCAGUACAUGCAAUAUCAACAGCAGGCUCAAUCCUACCAGCCUUCCCAGCAACAAGCAGGACAGACACAGCAGGCACAGUCAUCACAACAACAGCAGAGUUCCCGAGGUGGACACGAGCCAACGUCUCGUCAAAGUUAG
This is a messenger RNA of Linnemannia hyalina, 747 nucleotides long. The record is from the annotation of a GenBank genome assembly. NCBI's taxonomy places the organism in Eukaryota, Fungi, Mortierellomycota, Mortierellomycetes, Mortierellales, Mortierellaceae.